Messenger RNA from Budorcas taxicolor (takin), 3149 nucleotides. It is a transcript of the gene GALNT17, whose product is annotated as polypeptide N-acetylgalactosaminyltransferase 17. Gene Ontology annotation, cellular component: Golgi apparatus. The record is from RefSeq and is a predicted model, not a curated record. NCBI's taxonomy places the organism in Eukaryota, Metazoa, Chordata, Mammalia, Artiodactyla, Bovidae. The transcript has 11 exons. Bases 1 to 1797 code for a protein of 598 amino acids.
AUGGCUUCACUGAGAAGAGUCAAAGUGCUGUUGGUGUUGAACUUGAUCGCGGUGGCCGGCUUCGUGCUCUUCUUGGCCAAGUGCCGGCCCAUCUCGGUGCGCAGCGGAGACUCCUUCCAUGAGAUUCGGCCGCGGGCCGAGGCCGCUAACCUUAGCGCGCACAGCUCCAGCCCCAUCCAGGAUGCGGUCCUGAAGCGCCUCUCGCUGCUCGAGGACAUUGUCUACCGGCAACUAAACGGUUUAUCCAAAUCCCUUGGGCUCAUUGAAGGUUAUGGUGGGCGGGGCAAAGGAGGCCUUCCUGCCACCCUUUCCCCUGCUGAAGAAGAAAAAGCCAAGGGACCCCAUGAGAAGUAUGGCUACAAUUCCUACCUCAGUGAAAAAAUUUCACUGGAUCGUUCCAUUCCGGAUUAUCGUCCCACCAAGUGUAAGGAGCUGAAGUACUCCAAGGAGCUGCCCCAGAUAUCCAUCAUAUUUAUCUUCGUGAACGAGGCCCUGUCGGUGAUCCUGCGCUCAGUUCACAGCGCAGUCAACCACACGCCGACCCACCUGCUGAAGGAAAUCAUCCUAGUGGAUGACAACAGUGACGAAGAGGAGCUGAAGGCCCCCUUGGAGGAGUAUGUCCACAAACGCUACCCCGGGCUGGUGAAGGUGGUGAGAAACCAGAAAAGAGAGGGACUGAUCCGAGCUCGUAUUGAGGGCUGGAAGGUGGCCACUGGCCAGGUCACCGGCUUCUUUGAUGCCCACGUGGAGUUCACCGCUGGCUGGGCCGAACCGGUCCUCUCACGGAUCCAGGAGAACCGGAAGCGUGUGAUCCUUCCCUCCAUCGACAACAUCAAGCAGGACACCUUCGAGGUGCAACGAUAUGAGAACUCGGCCCACGGGUACAGCUGGGAGCUAUGGUGCAUGUACAUCAGCCCCCCGAAAGACUGGUGGGACGCCGGAGACCCUUCCCUCCCCAUCAGGACACCAGCCAUGAUCGGCUGCUCGUUUGUGGUCAACAGGAAGUUCUUUGGUGAAAUCGGUCUUCUGGACCCUGGGAUGGACGUGUAUGGAGGAGAAAAUAUCGAACUUGGAAUCAAGGUGUGGCUGUGUGGGGGCAGCAUGGAGGUCCUGCCUUGCUCACGGGUGGCCCACAUCGAGCGGAAGAAGAAGCCAUACAACAGCAACAUCGGCUUCUACACCAAGAGGAACGCUCUGCGGGUUGCCGAAGUCUGGAUGGACGACUACAAGUCUCACGUGUACAUCGCGUGGAAUCUGCCGCUAGAGAAUCCAGGAAUUGACAUUGGCGAUGUCUCGGAAAGAAGAGCCUUAAGGAAAAGUUUAAAGUGUAAGAAUUUCCAGUGGUAUCUGGACCACGUCUACCCAGAAAUGCGAAGAUACAAUAACACCGUUGCCUACGGGGAGCUUCGCAACAACAAGGCAAAAGACGUCUGCUUGGACCAGGGGCCAAUGGAGAACCACACGGCAAUACUAUACCCGUGCCACGGCUGGGGACCCCAGCUGGCUCGCUACACCAAGGAGGGCUUCCUGCACUUGGGCGCCCUGGGGACCACCACACUCCUCCCUGACACCCGCUGCCUGGUGGACAACGCCAAGAGUCGGCUGCCCCAGCUCCUGGACUGCGACAAGGUCAAGAGCAGCCUGUACAAGCGCUGGAACUUCAUCCAGAACGGCGCCAUCAUGAACAGAGGCACGGGGCGCUGCCUGGAGGUGGAGAACCGAGGCCUGGCGGGCAUUGACCUCACGCUCCGCAGCUGCACGGGGCAGAGGUGGACGAUUAAGAACUCCAUCAAGUAGUCUGGGGAGCCGGGCCCCCGGGACAGGGCCUGCCAUGCUCUGGACCAGCCACACCGGGAGGGAAACAGCGAGACACCGGGGGGUGCUCAGUGGGGCUUCUCCAGGGCAGCCCGGGGCCCCGGUGGAGACUCUGCGUCUUCAUCAGGCAUCCAGCUUCCCGAGGCUCAUGCACCCUGGGAAAGGCCCCUGACCCUUCUCUGGGAACCCAGAAGCCGAGUCUUCUGCAGCCCAGAUGUGGAUCUGGUACCAAGGAGCGACACAUCACAUCUCCUCUUGGGCAUCUUCCCACCCGCCGUCAGGACGGGACUGGCAGAGGCCCCUCCUUUUUCUCAUCUCCCUUCAACAAAGGGGAGGGGGCUGGGCCACAUCCUAGCUCCUCCUCCUCCAAGAAGGCAGCAAGGCCCUGGGACUCAGUUUCCCCCAGGUUGCCUCUGUCCAGAUGCCCAUUUACAGCCCAAGAUCACCACCCCAAACCUUUCCAGCCGGUGGCCUUGGACUUCGCUGGACUCUCACCCCUGAGAUGACCUGGGAGGAUGCGUCCCUGGUCACCUGGGCACUAAGGUGCCUAUGUGCCAGCUCUUCCGCCUGUGUCCUCAAGAGGGAGCCAGAGAGCACACGGCCGGCCUCGGUUGUGAGGGGCCCCGGCUGGAACGGGCUGUUCUGCCCUGCCUCCCCAGGGACGGAGCAUCCCCGAGACACGCCGUGAACUGCCGCCGCGGGGGCGGCAAACAGCCUCCACCUGGAACUUAAGGACUGCCAUCAGCACGGCACGGGGGGCCAAGACCCUGGAGGGUGCUCAUCUCGUGUCUCCCCGCACUCUGCUGGCUGACGGGAGAAGGCAGCCGAGUCCUCGCAGAAGAGUAAUCAUAUUUUUCCGAUUGCCCUCUGGUUAGGGUGCACUUAUAAAUCAGAGUUAAUAUAUGGACGCGUGUGCAUGCGUAUGAGGGUGUGUGCGUGGUGGGGCGCGUUAGAGCGUGCAUGUGUGUGCGUGUGUGUGUCCGGGUGUGUGCGUCUGAGUGCAUGGUAGAACAGACGUAGAGGUGUGGCCCUGGACUUGUCGCUUUAUUGCCCACCCAGAUCAGAUCAAGGAUGCGAAGAAGCUUGCCGGAGGUGGGGGAGGGGAUGGCCACGGUCAUUGGCCGGGAGGAUGUGGCUGGGCCUUUCCCGCUGUGCCGCCCCAGAUGGAAGGCUGCCCUUCCGCCGGUUCCCAUCUGUCUCCCUCAUGCUGUCCAGACAAGCCCGGCCCGGAACCAAACUCUGUCCCUGCCCAGUUUGGGGUUCACAGUGUCUCAUUUGGUGGCAUCUUACUGGUGAAAGUUCCCCCCCACUUGUGAAAUAAAUACAUGUGAGCA